Messenger RNA from Talaromyces atroroseus, 843 nucleotides. RefSeq lists its product as hypothetical. Lineage: Eukaryota; Fungi; Ascomycota; Eurotiomycetes; Eurotiales; Trichocomaceae. The transcript has a single exon. Gene Ontology annotation, molecular function: lipase activity. Gene Ontology annotation, biological process: lipid catabolic process. The coding region runs from base 1 to 843 and encodes 280 amino acids. The record is from RefSeq and is a predicted model, not a curated record.
AUGUUUUCCUUUCUUUCUGCCAUCACAGCUAUAACACUUCUGCAGCCAGGGAUCGUGUCCGCAGCUCUCUUCGCCGACCCAGCGAACGACUACUUGUGCGAUUCGAUCCAUAAUCCAGUCGUCACCCUCCACGGCCUCGGGGCAACUUACUAUGAAGACAUCAACUUCCUGGGCGACUGGUUGAAGACAGAAGGUUUCUGCGUCUACCGUGCAACUUACGGCGCCUACCCGGAGUUUCCUCUGGUCGGUGGAUUUCUGCCCAUAAACGAGAGCGCCGUCGAAAUCGCCAACUUUAUUCGAAAUGUGACCACAGCCACUGGGAGAAGAAAAGUGGAUUUGGUUGGACACUCGGAAGGCGCUUUCCAGACGUUGUAUGUGCCCAAGUUCGAGGAUGGGAUUGCUGAGCUGGUGCAGCGAAUUGUUAGCAUUGCGCCACCCACGCACGGCACCAACUUCGCCAACCUGGUCACUUUAGCACAGGAUCUGGGUAUUGACGGCUUGGUGCAAGACGUGCUAGAUACCUUUGGUUGCGAUGCUUGCAAUGACCUGACUACAGACGGUGCCGCCAUCGAGCAACUCAACGACGGCACCCCUAUCGUCCAGCCCGGUAACGGUGUGACCAUCAUCAUUUCGCGAGACGACGAGCUUGUCACACCGGUAACGACGGCGGUUGUGGAUGAGCCUGGUGUGCUUAACGAGUACGUCCAGGACUACUGUCCCUCCGAUCCAGUCGGACACAUUGGGGAGGCAUAUGAUUCGAAUGUAUGGAACAUGGUCAAGAAUGCUCUGACGGAUGUGACAGUAAAGAACUUUGACUGCGUGCUGGGCAGUCCUGGCAAGUAG